This is a messenger RNA of Astyanax mexicanus (Mexican tetra), 4868 nucleotides long. It is a transcript of the gene chst3a, whose product is annotated as carbohydrate (chondroitin 6) sulfotransferase 3a. Lineage: Eukaryota; Metazoa; Chordata; Actinopteri; Characiformes; Acestrorhamphidae. Gene Ontology annotation, biological process: N-acetylglucosamine metabolic process; carbohydrate metabolic process. Gene Ontology annotation, cellular component: Golgi membrane. Gene Ontology annotation, molecular function: N-acetylglucosamine 6-O-sulfotransferase activity; chondroitin 6-sulfotransferase activity. The transcript has 3 exons. The record is from RefSeq and is a predicted model, not a curated record. Bases 642 to 1910 code for a protein of 422 amino acids.
GCGACCACCGAGAAAAAACUCGGGAGCAGAGUGAGAGCAGCCGGCCGGCCGCAGCUCUAAGAGAGAGAGAGAGAGAGAGAGAGAGAGAGAGAGAGAGAGAGAGAGAGAGAAAAGAGAGAUGUAGAGCUAGUUUAGCUGUGUAAGUUUAGGACACGUUUACACAGGACUUGGACGCAUAAUGUCAUGAGUUAGCUAGCUAGUUAAACAUUUACCUAAAAGUCUUUAUUUAGGGAACUUUAAGCGGAGAACUGAAAGCGAGAAAGAGAGAUGAUAAAGGAGUUUUAAAGGAGCUUUCUGCCUGUACUUCUUAACUACCGUUUGGAGUAUUUUAAAAAGGAGAAGCAGCGCUCUCUCUGUCUCUCGCUGUGUGUGUGUGCGUGCGUUUAUGUGCGUGUGUUUAUUAUAUAUGUGUGUGUGGAGCGCGAGGCAGAUGUUGUUGCCGGGCGCGCGACUGCUGCCACGCGGGAGCCCGUAAAGCGAAGAGGAGAAGAGAAAGGUCAGCUCUGUGUCAUGUCCUGACCUGGGAUGAACCCGAAUGCUGUUUGAGUCAGCAUCCGACUGUCUGGCACCGGUGAACAACUUUUCUUAAAGGCCCUGGAGGAAAUUCCAAUCCCUCGUGCUGAACAGAAACCAGGUGAAGAAUGAGGAAUAAAUAUGCCAUCCUUAUCAUCUGCAUUGUGGCACUCGUCAUCAUUGAAAAGGAAAAUAAUAUCAUAUCAAGGGUCUCUGACAAACUCACACUCCGACAGACAGGGCAGACUCCGGAGCCUCCACCCUUCUACAAUGGCACCAGUGCACCUGUGGUCGUGGAGUACGAUGCUGAAGGCGAUGACAACGCCACCCAGUUUCUAGAGGCUGGUGACGGCAGUCAGAAGCACAUCCUCUUGUUGGCUGCCACACGCACUGGAUCCUCCUUCGUGGGCGAGUUCUUUAACCAGUUGGGAUCUAACAUGUUCUACCUCUUCGAACCGCUGUGGCAUGUUGAGAGGAUGCUUUCGCAGGACAUGGACAUCCCCAAUGCCACGGUUUCCUCCUUGGCCUACAGAGACGUGCUGCUGAGCCUGUUCUUGUGUGACUUCUCUUUGCUGGAGCGCUUCAUCAGCCCAACCCCUCAGGAACACGUGACCCCUGCACUGUUCCGCAGAGAGUCCAGCAUGGCUCUGUGUGAGGAGCAAGUUUGCUCACCAGUAGUAAAACAUUUAUUUGAGAGAUAUCGCUGCAAGACACGGCGUUGCGGACCCCUCAACCUGACCUUAGCAUCAGAGGCCUGUCUGGGAAAGGAAUUCAGAGCUAUCAAAACGGUAAGGGUGCGGCAGCUGGAGACACUGCGCUUGCUAGUGGAGGACCCCAGAUUAGAUAUCAAAGUCAUACAGUUGGUGAGAGACCCCCGUGCCAUUUUGGCCUCGAGAAUGGUGGCCUUCUCCAAUAAGUAUCAAACCUGGAAGAGCUGGGCAGUGAACGGAGAGGUGCCCAUAGAAGAUGAAGAGGUAAAACGGCUGCAAGGGAACUGCCAACAAAUCCGCUUGUCUGCCGAGCUGGGCCUGAGCCGGCCAGACUGGUUGGAGAACCGCUACAUGCUAGUGCGCUAUGAGGACAUUGCCAGGUACCCCAUGCAGAAAGCAGCUGAAAUGUACAGGUUUACUGGGAUUCCCUUCACAUCACAGGCGAGGGAGUGGAUUCUUAAGAACACCCACGCUUCAGAGGUUGCCAGUGGGGUGUACUCUACACAGAAAAACUCAUCUGAACAGGUGGAAAAGUGGCGCUUCAGUAUACCCUUCAAAUUAGCACAAGUUGUGCAAGAUGUUUGUGGACCGACCAUGGAACUGUUUGGGUAUAAGUUUGUUGACAGUGAACAGACACUGUUUAAUAAGUCUAUUAGCUUGCUUGAAGAAAAACUAUUUAAUUUAUGAUAGCUCACAUUUUUAAUUUGUUUGUUUUGUUAUUUGGCAUCUUGUUUGAAGUACUAAAACCAAGCCUGACUACAAGCCUUAUUACAAGCAGAUAAGUAGCACACUGGAGCACAGAUGUUACUGCAGUGCCUUCAGCUCUCAUUUUGUGGUGUAGCUUUAAUCAGACAAAGUGCUUUCAGCUGGGUUUGGCUAAUUUAGAUAAUGAAUUAUUAAUUCAUUAUAUUUGCUGCUUUAAUUUAAAAAGGGUUUAUACUUGUUCUACUAUGUGUGUGUGUGUGUGAAUGAGUUUAUGUAGUUCAUGGUAUUAGUUUUUACAUUUUGCGCUUUCUUACUUUAAACUGUGACUGUAGACAUUUUUAGCCAAUGGCUAGACAGGGAAGUUAUUUUUUUAACCAAUGUUUAAGAAAACUGUUUUUGUUUUUAAUAUUUUCGUUUUACUGAACUCUGUGUUAUUGCCAUGGGCAAGCUGGUAUUAUUGUGUAUAACUACGUUUAAUAUCAGAUGUUAUAGUUUUUGAAACAGCAUAUUUUUUUACUUUGUUUUACAUCAACAUGUAUUCCUCUGGGAAAGGAAGCAUUUUGUAGAAACAUGCAGGACUCUGAAAGUGGUCAGUGUUCAGUGAACACAAUGAAGGCAUUAUUUUCCAAAAGAGCUAAAGAAUGAAACAGACCUCUGCACAGGAAAAUAAAUGAACUCUAACGUCUGUCAUGCUUUGAAAAAUGUUUAUGUACAAUAUUAUAACAAGAACUGACAACAAGUAGUUCAAAAAUUUGGGGGUUAUUUAAAAAGGAAACUGACGUAAAAUACAUUAAAAGGGACUGUUUCAUUUUGCAGCAAAAAAUGAAAGGCCUGUGGGUUCUGCAGCUGGAAUAGGUCAUCUACAAAUGUCAAAGACUAAUAAUAAAAGACAUUGAUGAUAAAGGGAGAAUUGUUCUUAAGUUUUGCUGACUUUACUUCUUCAGUAACUGUGUUGACUAUGAAAACCAUAAGGACCUGUAAAAAAUGUUUUUUAUUUUAGCAAUGCUAUAUAGAACCUAGCUAAUAACCAACACCAGUCACUUUUAUUAACUGCAGAUUGACUCUCAGUCCUUGAGUGAUUUAAAUCCCCUUCUUUGGGAAAAGGAUAUUGUGGAUUUUGAAGUGGACAAUAUCCAAGCUAGAAACUCAAAUCAGAAAAAGAUGGGAUUGUAAGAAAAAUGCAAAUACAAGGACAGGGUUUCUUAAAUUUACUUUGACUUGAUUUGAUUGCAGACAGUGACCCAAUAUAUUUAAUGCUUUUUCUGGUCAGCUUCAUUUUCUUUGUUAAUACACAUCCAUUUCUGCAUUGUCUCUGAUCCUUCUCACAACUCUUAAAAAAGGGUAAAAAAAAGUAGUGGGGUAACAGAGCAUUUGUUGUCUAUUAUAACAACUACCGUAAUACAGCAAUUAUUAGUGGUCCCCACAUAAGAGACCCCCAACUAUGUACUAUGUCACAUGGAAUAAGGCUUAAUGCACAAUGAAUAAAUCUUUCAUAAAUAAAUGUUUAAUUAAAAUAUUUUUAGCACAAGAAUGAGAAUAAGACUUUAAUGGGCCCCAAUUUGUUAACCAUAAGAUAAAGUGUUGGCUUUAAAAAACACAUAUAGGAUAACAGGCAAUGAAGAUUUUUUGGUAUUAUUUUUUCCAGUUAUUCCUGCAAACACAUCUUACUUUUUUCAUCUCUGUUUCAGAGCAUAUAGCAUCCAUUCCUUUAAAAAGACACAUUUACACAUUGAAAUUCUUCCAAAUCCCUUGAAUGGUUUAAUGAUAUAAUUUAAAAAAAUUAAUUCUUUCUUUGAAGAACAUAGAUUUUAAAUGUUUAAUACAUUUUUAUGCCUUUUUUAAGCUGAAGAACCUCUGCCUGUAUUUGCUUCUCAAUGACUUAAAAUACAGUUUUUAAACCAAAUAUCGAUCACAGUCACCUGUUAACAUCACCUGUUUUAAACCACAUUUGAAACAGCAGUAAUAACAGUCAUGAAUUUUACUGUGGUUUACCAUAAAACCGCUAACCGUUUAAUCGCUACUGUAUAUACAUAGAAGUACUUGAGUUAUAGUUUGAACCUUAUACCUCAAAAAGCAAUGGAAUGUAAAUCCUUCAGUUUAACCGACUGGGCUCAUCAUGCAGGGACACAUGCAACAUAAAGAUGAAGAGUCCAGAAAAGUCAACUGUGUACAGCAGCCUUAUUUUCUUUUCCACAUUCGUUUUCUUUAACUCAUUCACUUCUGCCUGUAGUGCUGGCCGAGCUUCACUGCAGGCUCUCAUAAGGCUGCGUUGUGCAAGCAAGCCGGCCAGCGGGAAACAAGGCUCCUCAUGUGUGUGUCCCGCUCUCAGGAUGUGCCGCGCCCACUCUGGACUGCUCUGACCACACUGAGGCUCACACUGCCGCUGAACGACUCUUUCAUACUCUCUCUCUCUCCACUGCCUCACUGCCUCCAGCCUUUAGAGCACACAAACGUGCCUAUUCACCUCUCAACACCCCCUCACCCCCACCCCUCACGCUACUGCUCACACCACCAGUCUAUGAAGAAGACAUUAAUGCAUACUUAAUAUACUAUAACAACAUUUGUCAUUUAUUAUUAAAGGACAUACAGAAACGCCUCAGAAAUUGAUUAUACAUUUAAGAAAUAAAAAAAAAGAUAAUGUGGAAAAAGAUACUAAAAAAAAAAGAUUGGAAGCAAAAAUUUGGCUCUGGGUUUAGAAGCCUUGCUAAUAUUUUGCUCAAAGCAAAGUGAAGUGAAAACACUCUAAUGUUUAACUUCAGUACCCCAACUGAGCUCUCCGCAGGGAGCGAGGGAGCAGUAAGGGAUUGAUAAAGGGGGGUUGGGAAGGGAAAGGGGGCAUUCGUUCCAGAAUUCCUCCGUUGACCUCAAAUGUCUGUAGAAAGAAACCUUGUUACCCAUGAAGAAUCAGGAAGUUGCAUAAUACAAACUACUAGUGUAAAA